Messenger RNA from Apiotrichum porosum, 771 nucleotides. RefSeq lists its product as uncharacterized. The record is from RefSeq and is a predicted model, not a curated record. The transcript is spliced from 8 exons. Lineage: Eukaryota; Fungi; Basidiomycota; Tremellomycetes; Trichosporonales; Trichosporonaceae. Bases 1 to 771 code for a protein of 256 amino acids.
AUGAGGGAAGGCGGUACACAAGAGCGCAAGCGCCUGGCCCAAAGCCGUAAAGAUUACAAGAACUCCCUCGAGGCCAGGAUCCUCGCCGGCGAGAAAUUCGGCUACUUCUACCCGAAUGGUGACAAGGUGCCUCCUCCUGUGUGGCCAUGGGAAGAAAAAGUCCUGAGUCCAGAGAACCCUUGGUUCGGCCUCAUCUUCGACUUCCUUGUCGAGCAGGCGCCCCUCGCGCCCCAGAACCGUAUCGCCGACUGGGGUGACGAAUCUGGAUUCGUAGUGUUUAACAAGGACGGGUCUUUCAAGUCGCCUUCCCAAAAUGUGUGUCGUUCAUUCAUCGAACAGCUUUCCGAGAUGGGUUUUGAGCAGAAGACGGGAGAGAGUGGCGACAACUACGCCUACGCGUUUCACCACCCCUCGUUCAUCAAAAACGACCGCGACGCCCUUGACGAUAUCAAGCCUCUCGAUUCGCGUGACAAGGACAUUGUCUUGUCCUCGACGAACGAUGCUCUUGACGCCUCUGUCACCAAGAACCCCUUGGAGCGCUCCAUCCAAUGGGGGACCAACAGUGGCGUUCUCCAGAUUGACAAGGCCCACUUUGAAACCGAAGUGCUCCUCGCGAGCAAGAACUUGACCUGGCGCAACUUCACAGCCAACAUGGCCCGCUUUGGCUUCAAGCAGGUCGGCGACGGCACCCGUGGUCCCGACGGCCAAGCCCACCUGUGGUGCUUGAGCCACUCGGCCUUUUUCAAUGGAUGCGUGUUUGACGAGGCUUGA